AAUAUCCAUAAUUGGCCCCAGAAAUACAUUCUGCUAAAGUCUGUAACCUAGUUUGUGUAUUUUCAGUAUUUUUGUGAUAGUCAGUGUAGUUGGAAUUUAAAGAAACGUGCAGACGGAACCACAUGUUGUUUGUUGUUGUUGGUAACCGGGGACAUUUUCCUGAUGCACUCAAAUGUUCACGUACCGAACGAUUAGCGUUAGCACCAUAGCACUAGCAUCACUAGCAUUAGCUGUUAAGAGAGCGAGCCUGCAGUAGCCUGAAACUGUUUGUUUUUUAACUCGUACAUGAAAGACCGGCCAUGCAUUUUGAAAGUGUUAAUUAAAACAUUAUUUCUUGACUAAUGUUCGCGUGUCGUACUCUCGGUUCACCCUCAUAUCUGGUUUCUGCUAACGUUAACGUGAGGUUUUCAUUUGUGUGCGGACCGGAGCGGAGCGCUGGUUAACGUGAACAACAAACCCUGAAUAGUGAUUGUGCACCUGUUGUCGGUAUGCACUGAUACUUUGCUACGUGUGCAUGUGCGAACCACACUGAAAACAAACAACCCGUAACUAUAUUGCUGCAGUUGAAUCAAUUGGCUCAUCUUAGGCCCACGGGAUGGCUGCUAGACCUGCAGCCGGACCAAGCACCUCCAACACGGACCUCCUAGAUCUUUACGGUGACCUCAAUCAAAACGACGAGGAUUUGGACAGAAUUGCUGAAGCAAAUGAACUUUUUGAUGCUGUUCUAACUGGCUCAGUCGAUCGGGACAAAAAAGUAAAUUCAAAUGUGGUGCCUCCUAACAAGACACUACCUAAAGAGGAGUCAAAAGCAACAACAGUGAAAAGCCAACAAGGAAGAUGCACUCUAAGGAGACUGUCUUUAUAUAUUGGAAAUUUCCCCUGGUGGACAUCUGAUAAGGACAUCACGUACAUGGCUCAAACAUUGGGUGUGAAGGACAUCAAAGAGAUUAAAUUUGCUGAGAACAAAAUUAAUGGCCAGUCAAGAGGCUUUGCAGAAGUGGUGGUAACCUCGGAAGAGUCAUUGAAAAUAUUGUUGGAAAAAAUACCCCACUGUGAGCUCAAUGGGGAUAAGGUAGACUGUCGCUUUGCUACUCGCCAGAACCUCGGUGUGUUUGAGGACAUAGCAAAUAAACGUAUACCACUGCGUGUUAAUUCCAAAGAUCCUAAGGAGUCAGAUUCUUCGGAUAAGAUUCCCUCUUUAUUAUCACAGGAGCCCAGUCCUCCCCCUUUACCUCCUCUUUUUCCAUCACAUCCACUUGCAAACAGGUUUCCCUCAUUUCCCGGCCCUUACUUAAAUCAUCCACCUCCUCCUUUCCCACAUAUGCCACCAAACAUCCCUCCACCCAUGCCACCCCCUUUGUUCCCUCCUCAUCCAAUCCAUGUUCCCAGCCAACCAUUGCCCAGUCUGCAUGUAAAUCCGGCAUUUUUCAACCCGGCACCAGACGGGCACAGCAGCCAAGCCUACAGCCAACAAAAACACACACCACGAAAUACAGAUAGAGAUUUUGAGGAGCUGAUGAACAGAAAUAAAGCCGUUGCCAGCAGUGCCAUCAGCAAGGCUGUGUCUGGAGCCACAGCUGGAGACUUGCGGGUUGCCAUGGAGACUCUAUUAACUGCCAUUGCCAUCAUUAAGCAGUCCAGAGUGUAUGGAGAUGAACGCUGCCAAGCCCUGGUCACCUCUUUGAAGGACUGUCUAGUCUCCAUCCAGGGCAACUAUGGCUACAGGAGUAGCAGUCGUUCUGGGGAAGAAGAACGAGACCGGGACAGGGGUCGCGACAGAGACCGAGAGCGUGAUCGUGAAAGAGAACGUGACAGAGAAGACUCUUCUGGUUGGGAAGGUGCAGGAAUGUCCCGGAGACACAGACAACGCUCCCGGAGCGGGGAGAGGGACAAGGAACGCUCCAGAGAACGGGAAAGGCACAGAGAGUACAGAGACAGAUACCGCUAACCUGGUCACCAUGCUCAACCUUCUGGACUUUAAUCAUGAUCUUACAGCGUCACGUAAACCCAUCAUUUUUGUUUAUAAAUGUCUCCUACCUAGGCUGCCUCAGUAUAUCGGGUCUCAGUUCAAAUGUAAAAUGAAUGUUCAAAGGACUGACUAACUCUUGAAACUGAACUUGAGCAGACUGCCUCGAGUAAUUUGCCACAUAUGAAUAAAAUUAACUUGAAAAGACUUAAACUUGAAAGUGUCACCACAUUGAAAUAAUUUAAACACAGCUAUUUAUUAAACCAAGCUAUUUUGGGCCUUUUUAAUCGAUGUCUAUCAUUGUUUUUGAUGCUAUUUGUAUGAGCUUGUGUUCCUGUUGUGUCUUAGCUCUGUUCUAUUUAUUCUGCUGUACUCGGGUCUCUCUUGCAAAACAGAUUUUGAUCUCAAUGAGACUACCUGAUUGAAAAAAUGUCUAUAUUUGUAAAAAGCUUCAACAAACACGAUUCAAAAUGUGCUUUAAUUUUAGUCUUUAAGGUAGAGAAUUAAGAAAUCAUUGGAAUAUGACUGAUAGCAAAUUUAAAAGAGGUUAAAAUAUUAGUUAUUGUGAUUGAAUACAUUUUGUUAACAUAGAAUAAUUUAUAAAAUCACAUGCAUAUUAUUUUUCUUUGCUCAACUUUUUUAUGGAUGUCCGUAUUGUCUCAUUUGGUAAAAGAAAUGCUUCAGGCCAAUAGUUAUUUUAGGCAUGUGAUUCAUUUCUAAAAAACAUCCUGAAAAUUAUGCCUUUUUUUCU
This is a messenger RNA of Anoplopoma fimbria (sablefish), 2717 nucleotides long. RefSeq names its product cleavage and polyadenylation specificity factor subunit 7-like. Gene Ontology annotation, molecular function: mRNA binding. Gene Ontology annotation, biological process: mRNA alternative polyadenylation. The record is from RefSeq and is a predicted model, not a curated record. Lineage: Eukaryota; Metazoa; Chordata; Actinopteri; Perciformes; Anoplopomatidae. Gene Ontology annotation, cellular component: mRNA cleavage and polyadenylation specificity factor complex. The transcript has 9 exons. The coding region runs from base 596 to 1948 and encodes 450 amino acids.